Messenger RNA from Alexandromys fortis (reed vole), 4135 nucleotides. RefSeq names its product acid phosphatase 6, lysophosphatidic (gene Acp6). Gene Ontology annotation, cellular component: mitochondrion. The record is from RefSeq and is a predicted model, not a curated record. The transcript has 11 exons. Gene Ontology annotation, molecular function: lysophosphatidic acid phosphatase activity. The coding region runs from base 349 to 1605 and encodes 418 amino acids. Lineage: Eukaryota; Metazoa; Chordata; Mammalia; Rodentia; Cricetidae. Gene Ontology annotation, biological process: lysobisphosphatidic acid metabolic process; dephosphorylation.
AGGUCCUAGGCAGGGCAAUAAAUUGCACGGGCGCUUAGUUAUAAUAUGUGGGCUUCUGCUGUUGUAGCCUCCCUUCCACCUGCUUUGAAAUACAAGUUUCAGGUCUUUGCUGAGUCUGCAGCAGGAGCUGCCGGCGUCGCCUGGACUUAAACUACCAGGCAGUCUUUCUGCUCCCUCCCAUUUCUCCCCACCAGGGUCCCGCCCCUCGGGCCAGAGUGUCGCCGGGUCGCCGCGCUGGAGUCGCUUGUUCUGCAGGCUGGUUGGUGCUUGCCUUCCAGUCCCUGUGAACUUGGGGGAGGCUGCUGAGCACCCGUACCUGCUGAAGCCUCAGCUUCCAGAGCCUCCAGCAUGCGCGUGUGGGCCCCCGUGGGCGUCCUGGCCUCGUUGGCUUACUGUUUCCACCAGCGGCGGGUGGCUCUGGCCGAGCAUCGGGUACCUGAUGGCCAGUGUCCAGUGGACCGCAGCCUACUGGAGCUGAAAAUGGUGCAGGUUGUGUUUCGACACGGGGCACGGAGUCCGCUCAAGCCGCUCCCGCUGGAGGAACAGGUGGAGUGGAACCCCAAGCUUUUAGAGAUACCACCUCAAACGCAGUUUGAUAUCACCGUCACCGAUCUAGCUGGCGGCCCGAAACCUCAUUCUCCUUAUGACUCUGAAUAUCAAAAGACCACCUUGAAGGGCGGCGUGUUUGCUGGGCAGCUGACCAAGGUGGGCAUGCAGCAGAUGUUUGACCUGGGAGAGAGGCUGAGGAAGAACUAUGUGGAAGAUGUCCCCUUCCUUUCUCCUGUCUUCAACCCGCAAGAGGUCUUUGUCCGCUCCACCAACAUAUUCCGGAAUCUGGAGUCUACUCGGUGUUUGCUGGCUGGGCUUUUCCAACAUCAGAAAGGAUCGGUCGUCAUCCACACCGAUGAGGCGAGCUCUGAAGCCCUGUACCCCAACUAUCAGAACUGCUGGGGCCUGAGAGAGAAGACCAGAAGCCGGAAGAAGACUGCCAAUUUGCAGCCAGGGAUCUCCGAGGAUUUGGAAAAGGUGAAGGCAGGUGUGGGUAUCAGCAGUGGUGACAAAGUGGACUUCUUUCUACUCCUGGACAAUGUGGCUGCCGAGCAGGUGCACAGCCUCUGCAGCUGCCCAGCGCUGAAGAGGUUUGCCCAGAUGAUCGAGCAGAGAGCUGUGGACACGGCCUUGUACGUGCUGCAGCAGGAAGACAGGGAAAGUAUCCAGAUGGCAGUGGGCCCAUUCCUACACAUCCUGGAGGGGAACUUGCUCAGAGCUGUGGACCCCACAACCCCACCCAGCAAGACCAGAAAGAUGUACCUGUAUGCCACACAUGAUGUCACCCUCAUGCCUAUCCUAAUGGCCUUGGGGAUUUUUGACUGCAAAUGGCCUCCAUUUGCUGUUGACCUGACCAUGGAACUCUACCAGCACCAGAAAUCUAAGGAGUGGUUUGUGCAGCUCUAUUACCAUGGAGAGGAGCAAGUGCCAAGAGGCUGCCCCGACAAGCUCUGCCCACUGGACAAGUUCUUGACCGCCAUGUCAGCUUAUGCUUUAAGCCCAGAAAAAUACCACACACUCUGCUCCCAGGCACGGACAGUGGAACUCAGAGAGUGACGUGUUUACACAGACAAGUCUGAAACCACCUGUACCUGGUGCCCCAUGGAAGCCAGAAAGUGUUGGAUCUCCUGGAACUAGAGUUGGAGAUGGUUGUGAACUGCCAUGUGAUCUUCUGGAAGAACAGCCAGUGCUCUGAACUGCUGAGCAGUCUCUCCACCCGCAUGACAUGAUUUCUAAGAGCGUUGGUGUGAGCCUGGGAACUGUGAGCUUUGGGACUUGACGCUCUUUUCUUCUGUCAGCUUUACUCAGGCUCUAAUUGUGGCUAUCAGAAAGGUGGCUGCUUCUGCCUUUAAGUUGUUGCAAUUCAUUGAGAGACAAAUAUCAGUAAAUCAAUGGCUUACAGUGCAGUGUUCUUUUGUUUUUUAAGAUUUAUUAUGUAUGCAGUGUUCUGUCUGUACACCUGCACACCAGAAGAGGGCACCAGAACUCAUUACAGAUGGUUGUGAGCCACCAUGUGGUUGCUGGGAAUUGAACUCAGGACCUCUGGAAGAGCAGCCCGUGCUCUUAACCUCUGAGCCAUCUCUCCAGCCCUAGUGCAGUGUUUUUUAAGUUACGACAAUGUAUUAUGUGCAUGUUCUGAACAUAGAAACAGACCUGCUCCUCCUGGUAGGGGCUACACAGACAAGCCAAGAUCCUUCUCAGGAAAUUCUGUCUUAGUCUAAAUAAGCAUGGGAAUAAUAUAGUCAAAUUCAACAUUCAUCAAUAAAUAUAAUACAGAACGUAAAUAGACCUAAGGGCAGAAAUCACGCAAUCAUCUCAGAUACUGAAAAGCCUUCAGGCGAAGUCUGACAUUCCUUCAUGAUUAAGGCCUCGAAGAAACUGGGACUAGAAGAAACAUACCUCAGCAUAAUAAAGAGUGCGUAUGACACAUCUAUAGCUAACAUACAGUAAAUGAGGAGACUCUGAAAAGUCAGAAAUAAGACAAAUGUGUCUGCUCUGUUUACUCAGUGUGGUGCUUGAAGCCUAAGCUGGAGCCAUAAGGUACAGAAAUUUUUUUAAGGCAGCACACAAAUAGGAAAGGAAGAAGCCAGAUUAUUAUAUGCAGACAACAUGGUCCUGCACUUAGCAAACCCAGUGACUCAUCAGAAAACACUGAGCAAAGUAGAAUACAAAGUCAACAUACAGACAGCAGUAGCCUUUUUAUAUAACAAUAACAGGAAAUCAGAAAAAUAGUCUCCAUCACCAUAGCCUCAAAAAUAAAAAUUACUUUAAGAGAAAACUAAUCAAAGAAAUGAAAACCUUGUCCUGGUUACAUUUUAUUGUAACCUUGGCAGAACUAAGUACCUGGAAAGGGGAGUCUGAGUUGGAUUGCCCAGAUCAGACAGGUCUGUGGGGAAUUGUCUUGUUGCCAGUUGGUUUGGGAGGGCCCAGACUACUGUGGGUAGUGCCACCCCAAGACAGAGGGUCCUGGUUGUAUAAGAAACCUGGUGGGGCAAUAGCCAGGAGCAAGCCAGUAAGAAGCAUCCUCCCUGGUUUCUGCUUGUGCCCCCACCUUUACGUCCCUCGGUGAUAGAUUGUGAUCUAGAAGUAUAAGAUGAAAUAUUCCCUUUCCUUCCCAAGUCACUUUUGUCUUGGUUUAUCACAGCCACAGAAAGCAAAAUAGAGCAGAUCUCUACAAUGAAAACCUUAACAUGCUGAAGAAACCAAAGACAGUAGGUGAAGGGUUUUUCAAGCUCACAAAUCUGUAGUAUUAUUGUGAAAAUGGACAUACUACCAAGAGUACUUCACUGCAAACCCCACAGAAUUCCAGUGACAGUCUUAACAGGAACAGAAAAGACAGCCCUAAAACUGAUGUAGAAGCACAAAAGAGUCCAAGUAGCCAAAGCAAUACUAAGCAAAAAGCAGUACUAAAGGUCUCAUGAUAUCUCAAGGUAAGCCACAGAGUCAUGGUGUCAAAACCAGCAUGGUACUGGCACAACACCUCCAUAAAACAGUGGGGUGGAAUAGAAGACCCAGACAAGCCUAGGUGGCUGCAGGCACCCAAUUAUUGACAAAAAUGCCAAAAACACCACAGGAAAGACAAAAAAUAGUGCUGGAAACACUGGAUAUUCACAGGUAAAAGGAUAAAACUAGAUCUGGUGUGGGAGGUCCUUCUCUGUGUGUGUUGCUUUUCUUGGUUAAUGAAUAAAGAAACUCCCUUGGCCUGCUGAUAAGGCAGAAUUUAGGUAUGUGGGGAAAACAGGACUGAAUUCUGGGAGGAAGAAAUUAGUCAGAGAAGCAUCAUGGAGCCACCACCAGAGUCAGACAUGCUGGAACUUUGGUGGUAGGCCACAAUCUCAUGGUGAUAUACAGAUUAAUAGAAAUGGGAUAAAUUAAGAUGUGAGAGUUAGCCAAUAAGAAACUAGAGCUAAGCCAGGCGGUGGUGGCGCACUCCUUUAAUCCCAGCACUUGGGAGGCAGAGGCAGGCGGAUCUCUGAGUUCGAGUCCAGCCUGGUCUACAAGAGCUAGUUCCAGGACAGGCUCCAAAACCACAGAGAAACCCUGUCUCGAAAAACCAAAAAAAAAAAAAAAAAAAGAAAGAAAGAAA